UUGUGCUUGGGCGUGAUUCAUUGGAUCAGUUGACACAAUGGGUUGUUGAGAAAUUUUCGGAUAUUAAAAACAAAAACCUUCCGAUACCCACAUUUGGAGAUCAUCCAUUCACUGAAAAGGAAUUAAAGAGACAAUUAUUUGCGAAAUCGAUUAAAGAUAUUCGAAGUUUAAAGCUGAAGUGGCCAUUUCCAGACAUGAAGGAGUAUUACGAAGUUAAGCCAUCAAGCUAUAUUUCACAUUUAAUUAUGCAUGAGGGCGUCGGCUCAAUAUUAUCCUUGCUCAAGAUAAAAGGAUGGGCAAACGGUUCAAGUGCUGGCUCGAGUGAGAUAACCUUAGGUCAUGGGUUCUUUAACGUUUCAAUAAAUCUUACACCCUCAGGUCUAGACAACUAUCAAGAGAUUGUGAAGCUAGUGUUCCAGCAUAUCAAAUUGAUGAAGAAAGUUGGCGUUCAAGAGUAUAUCUUUCGAGAGUUACAAAAUCUUCAGGUUAUUAAGUUUCGAUUUCUUGAGAAAUCAAGUUCUCCUGCGGAUUAUGUGUCAUUUUUGGCUUCAAGUUUGCAUCUGCCUUUUAAACGCGAAUGGGCCAUUUCGGGUCCUUAUUUGAUUAGAAAUUAUGAUCAAAAAUUGAUCGAUGAAAUUUUGGAUUUAUUGCGUGCCGACAAUUUCACUCUUACAUUGGUUAGUCCAUCAUUCACCGAUUUGGAUCAAAGUGAAAAGUGGUAUGGAACAGAAUACAAAGUCAUACCUAUUGACCCAGGCUUCAUUCAGACAUUGCAAAAUUUGGAUCUUGACCCUCAAUUAAAAAUUCCGUCGCCAAAUGAGUUUAUUCCAACGAAUUUUGAAAUAGAAAAAAAGGAAAAUGUCACGCCACUAUUACGACCUAAUUUAAUAAAGCACACGCCACUCACACGAUUAUGGCACAAAAAAGAUGAUACAUUUUGGGUGCCUAAGGCCUGCGUCUAUUUUAUGCUGAACAGUCCUUUGGUCUACGCUAGUCCGUUGCACUAUGUCAAAUCUUUAUUAUACAAAGAUUUAGUCAAAGAUGCUUUGAGGGAAUAUGCCUACGACGCCGUAAUUGCGAGCUUAUAUUACAACGUUAAUAUUGAGGCUGAUGGUCUAUCCAUUUUUGUCCGAGGAUUUAAUGACAAAAUUUCAGUAUUACUAGAAAAAAUACUCCUACAAAUGAGGAAAUUUACAGACGAUCCUGAAAGAUUCAAUUUGAUCAAGGAAAGAAUUCAAAGGGCUCAUCGCAAUUCAUUAUUAGAUGCGCCAAAUGAACAGGCCGUGUAUUAUCAUUUUUACUUAUUUCGAAACUCGAUUUGGACGAUUGAAGAGAAAUUGAAAGCUUUGGAAAAUGUUACGCUUCAAGAUGUUCAAUUAUUUUAUCCAGAAUUACUUGCUCACUUGCAAAUUGAAGCUUUAGUACAUGGGAACGUGUCCAAAGAUGAAGCAUUAAAAUUGUCACAGAUGGUGGAAGACAUCUUGAGACCCAAACCCCUUUUACCAACACAACUGAUUGGAAAUCGCUCAAUAGUUUUACCUCAAGGAAGGAAAUUUGUCUAUCAACGAGACGUGUACGACGCAAAUAAUAUUAAUUCAGCAGUAGAAUACUAUAUACAAGGUGGUGAUGUGAUGGAUGUGAAUUUAAAGGCCAAAUUCAGCUUGAUGGUACAAGUCUCUCACGAACCGUGUUUUGAUCAACUCCGGACAAAAGAGCAGCUGGGAUACUUGGUAUCCUGUGGAUUGAGGUCAUAUGCCAGAUCAUUGGGCAUGAGGAUCAUUGUACAAAGUGAACGUGAUACUGUUCAUCUAGAGAACAGAAUUGUACAUUUUUUGUACAAAUUACAGGCGAUAAUUGAAGAAAUGCCUGAAGAAGAAUAUCAAAAACAGGUUCAAUCGCUGAUAACUAAAAAGUUGGAAAAGCCGAAAAAUUUGUCUCAAGAAGCACGUCGAUAUUGGGAACAUAUAAAUUCGGGAUAUUAUGAUUUUGACAAAGUUGAAAAUGAAGUUUCCGAAAUACGCAAAAUCACCAAAUCUGACCUUUUGGAAUUCUAUAAAGCUUUAAUUUGUCCGUCAUCGCCAGUUCAAAGGAAAUUAUCUGUUCAUAUGCGAUCACAGAAAUCUGCACAGACAAAAAGAUUGAAUCAAAUUGAAAUCAACGAUCUUUAUGCAUUUCUUAUCGAACAAGGUCUGAACAUUAAAGUUGAAGAGUUGACAACAUUUUUCUCAUCGAAAGAAUUGACCAAUGAUCAGAAAAUUGAAGAUUUACUGCGAGAAUUCUUGGUUGAACAUAAUAAACUUAAGAAAGAUGAAAUCGAAGAUCUGAUAAAGAAUGUUACAAAAUUAAAGUCGGAGAAGGACGAAAGGGAUCCUAAGUUAGAAUUAGAUCAGAAGAAUGAGUUGAUAGAAGACGUGAUUGUGUGGAAGAGAAACAUGAAAUUGGGUCCUACUGCUAUUCCGGUUGUAUAUUUUAGUGAAUUUGUGAGUAAGUUGUAG
Messenger RNA from Acaulospora morrowiae, 2495 nucleotides. The record is from the annotation of a GenBank genome assembly. Lineage: Eukaryota; Fungi; Glomeromycota; Glomeromycetes; Diversisporales; Acaulosporaceae.